Messenger RNA from Paramormyrops kingsleyae, 1107 nucleotides. The record is from RefSeq and is a predicted model, not a curated record. NCBI's taxonomy places the organism in Eukaryota, Metazoa, Chordata, Actinopteri, Osteoglossiformes, Mormyridae.
AUGCCAAGCAUUCAACUAUUGUCAUUAUGAGUUACAUUGUUUUGUUUGAGAUGAUUUGGUUUUUGCAGUGGGUUCUUGGCUUGAGCCUAAUAGUACUUUUAGCUCAUGCAGCUCACAAUGUAGACUGUGAUAUUGACUCAAUUACUGUAAGAUGGAUUGCUGAUGAGAAGACAACCCUAGACCCUUCAAUCCUCUUCCUGGGAAGUUGUCCUCCCACUAGGUUUUCAUUAACUACUGCUGAGGCAAUAUUCCAUGUGGGUUUUGAGGACUGUGGUUUCAUGCGCAUGGUAACAAAAACCCAACUGAUCUACAAAAACUACCUCAGAAUACCUACUGCAUCUCUGGAUUCUGCAAUCUAUCCUGUUCAAUGUGCUUAUAAAAGGCCUCAAGACUGGAUUCCUCCAUUGUUCCUCCCUCACACCCAUGCAGAGGGCUAUGGGAGCCUUUCCUUCCAAAUGGGUAUAUUGAGAGGUGGCUUCUGUGAACCUGCUCAGGUGUCCACCUUCACUUUGGGGUCUGUCAUCCCAAUCUGUGCUGUGGUAGCACAUGAGGGCCACAUGCCUUUAUAUCUAUACCUGGAGGAGUGUGUUGCAGCUAACACUCAAUCACUUGGUCCAUUAAGCCAGAUUCAUAAACUAGUAACUAACAAAGGAUGCCUUGUGGACAGCAUGACUGCAGAUUCAAGGUUCCAGCGCUUUGGCAAUACUUCUGAAAUAAUCCUCCAGCUGCAAGCCUUUAAGUUUGUUCAUGGAGCAGAAGUUUAUAUACACUGUAAACUUGCUGCUUGGGAUCCAACGGGCCUUACUGAGGAAAAGAAGGCUUGUAACUACAACAAAGGACUGAAAAGAUGGGAGCUUGUGGAUGACCCUUCUCAAAGUGCACUGUGUAACUGCUGUGACUCUGGCUGCGAGUAUAAGAACUGGCAAGAUUCAGAUGCUCAAUUCACUCAAAAUGCUGUGUUGGGACUACUGAACAUAAAUUCCCAAGUACCUGGGCAUCUGAUUUAAGGGAUUGAUGUUUGAACCAGGCUGUUUCAACCAUUUCUGGUUUGGUGAAGCCUGACUUUGGCAGUUACCAACACUUCCAAUAAAGUUCCUGAAACUAGUA